Messenger RNA from Trichoderma asperellum CBS 433.97, 882 nucleotides. The record is from RefSeq and is a predicted model, not a curated record. NCBI's taxonomy places the organism in Eukaryota, Fungi, Ascomycota, Sordariomycetes, Hypocreales, Hypocreaceae.
UUAAUACUACAAGCGUGUACAGUGCCAGCACACAUACAUCAUUGUACAUCACCAGCACCCCUUUACGCGCACACGCUCGGGCAAACAGCUGGAGACCUCGAUCAUUUGUUUGAGCGCCGGAUGGCAGUAUCCAUCUUUCUAGGCAUCUACUAAUCCCAUCUCUUCUCAUGCGUGGCAACCGGGCUGGGCUGCAUGUCACGGAGAAGACCCUAUUAGACGCGAUGCAGUGGAUGACUCGUAUAGUCUAUGAUAUAUGUACGUGUGUGUGUGUGUGUGUGUGUGUGUGUGUGUAUGUGACUUCUUUCCCUUCUCUUUUCCCUAGCCCCCUGGCACAUACAUAUGCAUUGUCAUUACUCCCUAUAAGGCCUCCAUGCGACCAUCGUUACCGCAAAGGGGGCCAGCAGGACAAUCCUUCCAAGAUUCUGUGCCUCUAUUGCCAGAGCCCGCUGUCCCAAGAUACAUAUACAUACUUAUUUACGCGGACCCGCAUCGCGGCCGCUACCCUCCCCUACCGCCUCGCCUUACCUCCGCCGCUGGGGAUCCUUCUGAGAAAAAAGGAAUGUCUCGCCGCCCUUCAGUGGCCCGGGGUCGUUGGCCCUGGAGCUGGAGCUGGAGGAGGGGGCAUCAAGCGUUGAGGCUGCUGCCUCUCCCCUUUGGGGUUCAGACCGCCGGCUAUCCAUCCAUAUCCCGGCUAUCGAAACAUUUUCUUCUUUCCUGUCGUUCCUUAAAGACCUGGCCCUUGUUCCUUUUCCGCUGCUCAAAGUUGACUUCAUUUCCGUAGCUUGCAACUAUAAGGCACCCUGUCCUGGCUAAUACAGGACGAACCAUUAUAGUCUGGCAGCUAACCUUCUUUUUCCUCAGCUCAAUUGCUUCCAUCUCGCU